Molecule: messenger RNA, 990 nt
Organism: Elgaria multicarinata webbii
Lineage: Eukaryota; Metazoa; Chordata; Lepidosauria; Squamata; Anguidae
Product: myristoylated alanine-rich C-kinase substrate-like
Exons: 1
Coding region: 1-990 (329 amino acids)
Source: RefSeq, a predicted model, not a curated record
AUGGAAUGGUUGGCAGGGGAGGGGAAGCGCGCGAGGAAAGUCACAGUGGAGGUGAGAAACGCAUUCGCGCUCUUAAGCGAGCGGGGCGAUGAGGAGGCACCCACCGCAAAGACGACAUGGACAGAGUCGCCAGAGGUUGCCGCGGUGCAAGCUGAGGUAGGAGCAGAGGCAGAGCGGGCGACAGAGGUAGCGGCACAGGAAAAAGGGGGGCCGGAAACCAGUAUGGGGCUAGCACCUAGCGCAGGGCUGAAGGAUCGGCCGCUGGAGCUCCCGCUCCCUCAGAGACAAAAAGUGCAGCGGUCAGAGCCGGCGCCGGCUGAAAUGUUGAAGAGGCGGCCCGCGCCGGUCGAUUCGACCAGCCCGCCCCUGGUGGAAGAGGGGGAGGGCGACGGGGAGGGUCGCGAGCAGCGGGCGCGCAGGCGACAGCCCCGCAAAAGGAGGAAGUCGCAGCCAAAGGGGGACAGUGGAGCGGAGGAGGGGGAUGCCGAGGGGAGCGAUGGGGGACGGGAGCGGGAGCCGGGAGCGGCUUCAAUCCAGAGUGGGAAUGAGAGAGGGAAGGGGGAAGGGGCUGCGGGUGGCCGCGAUGGCGGUCAGGGCGCCGCCGCGGCAGCAGAAUGCGCAAAGGAGGGGGCGCCGACAGUGACGGAGCCGGAAGGGAAUGUGCCGUUGACGGAGCUAAACCGGAACGAGGAAGCUGAGGAGGAGAACCAGGGGAGGGGGGAGGGUGGCGAGGAGCCAGCUGAGGGCGGGGAGGGGAAGGGGGAAGGAGUUCUCUGUCCCCUCGUACCAUACCAAGCCUCGCCGCGGCUGGAGGAGGGGGAGGCUCCCCUGCCAGAGCCACCACCGCCACCUGGGGGUGCUCCACAGUUGCUCUCGAGUGAGACUGCACCGUUGGGGGAAAGGGGGGGGCACGACCCAUCUCCGCAAACACCGACGGGGGCAGAAAAGUUGAAUGGUGAUGGGAGGGAGGGGGAGGGUGCUGUGCCCUAA